Molecule: messenger RNA, 942 nt
Organism: Mauremys mutica (yellowpond turtle)
Lineage: Eukaryota; Metazoa; Chordata; Testudines; Geoemydidae
Product: olfactory receptor 1019-like
Biological process (GO): G protein-coupled receptor signaling pathway; sensory perception of smell
Cellular component (GO): membrane
Molecular function (GO): G protein-coupled receptor activity; odorant binding; olfactory receptor activity
Source: RefSeq, a predicted model, not a curated record
AUGGCCCGGGAGAAUGACACCACCGUGACUGAAUUCAUCCUUGCAGGAUUCACUGACCAUCCAGAACUGCAGGUUGUCCUCUUCCUCAUAUUUCUGGUGAUCUAUGUUCUCACCUUGCUGGGGAAUUUGGGGAUGAUUGGCCUAAUCUGGAGGGACUCCCGAUUUCACACCCCCAUGUAUAUCUUUCUCAGCAACUUGUCACUUGUCGACCUUGGCUAUUCCUCAUCCAUCGCCCCCAGGGUGCUGGUGAGCUUCUCAAGGGAGAGUAAGGCCAUUUCCUACGCUGGAUGUGCUACACAGCUGUAUUUUUUUUUGUUUGCCACAGCUGAGUCUUUACUCCUUGCGGUGAUGGCCUAUGACCGUUACGUGGCCAUCUGUAAUCCACUGCUCUAUAGGCUCAUCAUAUCCAAGAGGUCCUGCAUCUGGCUCUUGGCUAGCUCAUACGUGGCUGGGGUUGCAAAUGCAACCAUGUUUACCAGCUGCACCUUUCAGCUGUCCUUCUGUGGGCCCAAUGUAAUCGAUCAUUACUUUUGUGACGUCCUUCCGCUCAUGCGGCUCUCCUGCACCGACACUCACAACAAUGAAAUGCUGCUUUCUAUCUUUGCUGGUUCCAUACAACUGACUACCAUACUGAUCAUCCUCUUCUCUUAUCUGUAUAUUACUGCGGCCAUACUCAGGAUCCGCUCCUCCGAGGGCAGGCGCAAAGCAUUCUCCACCUGCGCCUCUCACCUGACAGCCGUGGCUAUAUUCUACGGGACAACAGUCUUUAUCUACUUACGACCCAGUUCCACCUCCUCACGGGAGCAGGACCAGGUGAUCUCUGUGUUCUACACGGUGGUGAUCCCCAUGCUGAACCCCCUCAUCUACAGCCUGAGGAACAAGGAGGUGAAGGCCGCCCUGGGGAGGAUGUUAGAGAGAAGAAAGUUCUCUCAGCAGCUUUGA